AUGUCCAAAGCCAUUGGCAUCGAUUUGGGCACCACGUAUUCGUGCGUUGGUGUCUAUCAGGGUAUUGACCCCAAAACCAACACAGUAACCUGCGAUAUUAUUCCCAACGAGCUGGGCGAACGAACCACUCCUUCCUAUGUCGCCUUCACUGAUACCGAGCGCUUGAUCGGUACCGCAGCCAAGAAUCAGGUCACCAAGAACCCUGAGCACACUGUCUUUGAUGCCAAGCGAUUAAUCGGACGCAAGUUCGCCGACGCUGAUGUGCAGGCCGACAUCAAGCACUUCCCCUUCAAGGUCAUUGAGAAGGCCGGCAAGCCCGCCAUCCAGGUAGACUACAAGAAUGAGGAGAGAGUCUUCACCCCCGAGGAAAUCUCCUCCAUGAUCCUCGUCAAGAUGAAGGAGAUUGCUGAGGCUUUUACUGGUGCUGCUGUGACCAAUGCCGUGGUUACUGUCCCCGCCUACUUCAACGACGCCCAGCGUCAGGCCACCAAAGACGCUGGUCUCAUUGCUGGCCUCAACGUCUUGCGAAUCAUCAAUGAGCCUACUGCCGCUGCCAUCGCCUACGGCAUUGGCAAGAUUAACCCCAAUUCCAAGGACGAAUCUGAGGAUAAAACCGUCCUCAUUUUCGAUCUUGGCGGUGGUACCUUUGAUGUGUCUCUCCUUACCGUCGCCGGCGGUCUCUUCGAAGUCAAGGCUACUGCUGGUGAUACUCACUUGGGUGGUGAGGAUUUUGAUAACCGUCUGGUCAAGCACUUUGUUGAAGAGUUCAAGAGAAAGAACAAGAAAGAUCUGACCACCAACGCACGUUCUCUGCGUCGUCUCCGAAGCGCUUGCGAGCGUGCCAAGCGUGCUUUGUCUUCCGCAUCUCAAACCUCUCUUGAGAUUGAUUCCUUGCUGGAUGGAAUUGACUUUUACACCACCAUCACCCGAGCCCGUUUUGAAGAGCUCUGCCAAGACCUCUUCCGCUCCACCGUCCAGCCUCUUGACCGUGUCCUUACUGAUGCCCACAUCGAUAAGAGCGCGGUUGAUGAGAUUAUUCUCGUUGGCGGUUCAACUCGAAUUCCCAAAAUCCAGAGACUCAUCUCUGACUACUUCAACGGCAAGACCCUCAACAAGUCCAUUAACCCCGAUGAAGCCGUGGCCUAUGGUGCCGCUGUUCAGGCUGCCAUCCUUUCUGGUCAUACCGAUGAUGUCACCAAUCAGGUCUUGUUGCUCGACGUUGCCCCUCUCUCUCUGGGUAUCGAGACUGCUGGUGGCAUGAUGACGAAGCUUAUUCCCCGCAACACUACAAUUCCCACCAAGAAGUCCGAGGUUUUCUCUACGUUCUCCGACAACCAGCCUGGUGUGCUUAUUCAAGUCUACGAGGGUGAACGUGCCCGCACCAAGGAUAACCACAUGCUGGGCAAGUUUGAGCUCACUGGCAUCCCCCCUGCGCCUCGUGGCGUUCCCCAGGUUGAGGUUACCUUUGACGUUGAUGCCAAUGGUAUCAUGAACGUCUCUGCCGUUGAGAAGGGCACUGGCAAGACCAACAAGAUUGUCAUCACCAAUGACAAGGGCCGUCUUUCCAAGGAAGACAUCGAGCGCAUGCUUUCUGAGGCCGACAAGUUCAAGGAGGAAGAUGAGGCCGAGACUCGUCGCGUUGGCGCCAAGAACGCUCUUGGCUCUUACGCCUCUGGCUUGCGUACUUCGCUCGCCGAACCAGGCAUCGACGAGAAGAUCGAUGCUGCGGAUAAAGAGAAGGUUAUCAAUGCCUCACGUGAGGCUGAAGAAUGGAGCGAAAACAACACGACGGCUUCCAUUGAGGAGUACGAAGCAAAGCAAAAGGAGCUGGAAGCUAUUGCCAACCCCAUUAUGAUGAAGCUCUAUGGUGCUGGCGGUGCUGGCGGUGCUCCUGGCGGUGCCCCUGGAGGUUUCCCUGGUGCUGGUGGUCCCCCCGGUGGCGCUGGCGGCGACGAUGGUCCUACGGUCGAGGAGGUCGACUAA
Molecule: messenger RNA, 1983 nt
Organism: Pochonia chlamydosporia 170
Lineage: Eukaryota; Fungi; Ascomycota; Sordariomycetes; Hypocreales; Clavicipitaceae
Product: heat shock protein
Exons: 2
Coding region: 1-1983 (660 amino acids)
Biological process (GO): vesicle-mediated transport; protein refolding; cellular response to unfolded protein
Cellular component (GO): plasma membrane; cytosol; nucleus
Molecular function (GO): misfolded protein binding; ATP hydrolysis activity; heat shock protein binding
Source: RefSeq, a predicted model, not a curated record